Symsagittifera roscoffensis is the source of this 2953-nucleotide messenger RNA. RefSeq names its product threonine--tRNA ligase 1, cytoplasmic-like. The record is from RefSeq and is a predicted model, not a curated record. Gene Ontology annotation, cellular component: cytoplasm. Gene Ontology annotation, biological process: threonyl-tRNA aminoacylation. The coding region runs from base 45 to 2270 and encodes 741 amino acids. NCBI's taxonomy places the organism in Eukaryota, Metazoa, Xenacoelomorpha, Acoela, Convolutidae. The transcript is spliced from 17 exons. Gene Ontology annotation, molecular function: threonine-tRNA ligase activity; ATP binding.
CUUAUUAAAUAGAUUGCUUAGCACGAUUAAACAAAAUGGAUUAAAUGCUAUAUCAUUCCAUCAGGUCGAAUCUCAAAGUCAGCCGAUAUUUGCAAUUCAGGAGCAACAUAGCCAAAACGGCGUUAAAGAAAAUGAGCGCGUCAGGUGAUAUUGAAAACAAACACCCUUUGAAGUUAGUGCCCACUCCUGAGUUCAUUCAAAAACGCGAAGUGUUAUUUAAAACCCUUGUCGAAGAGACGUCAAAUCAAAUAAUUGAACGUGCCAAAGAAGAGAAAGCCAUUGAAAUAACAUUACUUGAUGGUUCGAUUAAAAGCGGCGUUGCUUGGAAAACUACUCCAUUUGAAAUUGCACAGUCUAUAAGUCAAGGGUUGGCACAGAAUGCAGUUAUUGCUAAGGUCAAUGGAGAACUCUGGGACCUUGAGAGACCUUUAGAAUCAAAUGUUGAGAGUCUGGAAAUACUAAAAUUUGAUCACCCUGAAGCCAAGCAGGUUUAUUGGCACUCAACGGCUCACAUCCUGGGUGAGGCGUUAGAACUUCACUUUGGAGGCCACCUGUGUUAUGGACCACCUAUCGAGAGUGGCUUCUAUUACGACAUGCACUCGCCAGAAAGAACUGUGAGUCAGAAGGACUACGCGGCCAUAGAGACUCUAAUGAAGGAAAUUAUUAAGGCCAAGCAACCAUUCGAGAGACUGACGAUGAAGAAGAAAGAUCUACUGGAAAUGUUCGGUUACAACGAGUUCAAGUGUCGCAUUUUGAACCAAAAAAUAAAAGAAGACGAGACAACAGUGUACAAGUGUGGGGAUCUCAUCGACCUCUGCAGGGGACCCCACGUGAGACACACGGGCAACAUCAAAGCAUUCAAGAUCACAAAGAGUUCUUCCUCGUUCUGGGAGGGCAAUGCGGAGAUGGAAACGCUUCAAAGGGUGUAUGGGAUCUCGUUUCCGGACAAGCAACAACUGAAGGAGUAUGAGUUCAUGAUUGAAGAGGCCGCCAAAAGGGACCACAGGAAGAUAGGAAGAGAACAGGAGCUCUACUUUUUCCACGAAUUAUCUCCUGGCAGUGCCUUCUUUCACCCAAAGGGAGCUCACAUCUACAACACACUCGCCGACUUCCUCAGAAAAGAGUACAGAAAGCGAGGUUUCCAAGAAGUGAUAUCACCAAAUAUGUACAACAGCAAACUGUGGAUGACGAGUGGGCACUGGAAGCACUAUGCGGACGAUAUGUUCCAGAUAGACGUGGAAGAGCAGAAGUUUGCCCUCAAACCCAUGAACUGUCCAGGCCACUGUGUCAUGUUCGGAAUGCGCUCCAGGUCAUGGAGAGAGCUGCCACUAAGGAUGGCCGACUUCGGAGUGCUACACCGCAAUGAGUUAUCAGGUGCUUUGACAGGACUGACCCGAGUGAGACGAUUUCAGCAGGAUGAUGCACACAUAUUCUGCACUCCAGAGCAGGUGAAAGGAGAGAUAGAGGCUGCUUUAGACUUCAUGUCUUUCGUGUACACCAAAUUCGGCUUCACCUACAAACUUUUUCUGUCCACUAGACCAAAAAAGUACAUGGGCGAAAUCAAGGACUGGGACGAGGCAGAGGCGCAAUUAAAAGAAGCCUUGGACUCGCAUUGUGCUGGAGCGGAGGGUGGGGAGGUGAAGUGGACUCUGAACCCGGAGGACGGGGCAUUCUAUGGGCCCAAGAUCGACAUCCACAUUCAGGACGCCAUGAAAAGGGACCACCAGCUGGCCACCAUCCAGCUAGACUUCCAACUCCCUAAGAACUUCCAGCUGGAAUACGUCAAUCACGACAGUGGACUGUCGCGUCCCGUCAUCAUCCACAGAGCCAUUUUGGGCUCGAUCGAGCGGUGCAUCUCAGUACUGACUGAGCAGUUCGCUGGCAAAUGGCCUUUCUGGCUAUCUCCCAGACAGAUUAUGGUGGUGUCAGUGGUCAGCUCAGCCGCCCCUUAUGUGGAAAAUAUCAGGAAGACGUUGUACGAGCAAGGCGGCUUCGAGUGUGAGGCGGACGUGGAAGGGGACACGGUGCAGAAGAAGAUCAGAAAUGCGCAGAUCGCACAGUUCAACUUUAUCCUUGUGUGUGGCCAGAAAGAGGUGGACUCGAACACUAUCAAUGUGCGCACUCGAGACAACAAAGUGCACGGGGAAUUCGCUCUGAAGGAACUAAUGCGUCGCUUCUCCUUCCUCAAAGACACCCAAUCUCUCAACGCAGAGGAGGAGUUCCUCAACGUUCCCCCUGGGACACCUGAGGGAACAUCUUCCUCCUCAUGAUGAUGAUCAUGAUAUUCACACUUAAUUUAAGUCACAUCUUAUCCAAGUUAAGAGGCUUUGGGCUUUGAGGAAACUGCUGAGAAUUUAGGAAAAUCGUAAUUCUUAAAGUGAAGGGGGUUUGAUUUUGGUUAAAUGAAAAUAACGCUAGUGGAUUGAAUAACAGAUCAUUUUUGCUGCCAAGAGGAAAAAUUCUUCGGUUCGCGAUCAAACACAUUUAAUUUGAUCGUGAGUUUUCCAGUGUGUAGCAUCUUUUAUAAAAUCCAGUUGUUAUUUUUGCAUCAAAUACUUAUUUUUCGCAGCUGCAAAUGUGAUCGAUUUUGAAACAUCUAGCUCCAAGGUUCAUUCAAGGGGUCAUGUUAUUUGAUUAGUUUGUAUUCCAAAAGUUGCUCCGAUCGAAAAUAGGUUAUUUGAGAGAUGGUUGUUGUGUGAUAAUUUGUACUUGAACUUAAUUGAGUAAAUACGAUAUAGAUGCUUGUGAGAGUGGAUGUGGAAAUGGUUGAACCCGGUGUUAAAUUACUAACUAACUUUUGUUGAUAUGGAAAUUGAUGGGCGGCUUUGUCCUAUGCGCCAUUAUGGGAAGUGUAUACAUUGGUUUUUAGCGAUUAUGCCGUCUUUCCUUGAUUAAAUUUGUAAAGGCUUUGCAGCCAACGCUUUAAUGGGCUAAAUAUAAAUUGUUAUAAAAA